CCAACGUGUUCCACCGAGACUUGAAGCCGAAGAACAUCCUGGCAAACGCCGACUGUAAACUAAAGAUAUGCGACUUUGGCUUGGCUAGGGUUGCUUUCAGCGAUGCGCCAACGGCCAUUUUCUGGACGGAUUACGUGGCCACGAGAUGGUACAGAGCGCCUGAACUGUGUGGCUCUUUCUUCUCGAAGUACACUCCCGCCAUUGACAUCUGGAGCAUAGGGUGCAUCUUCGCCGAGCUUCUUACCGGGAAACCGUUGUUUCCUGGGAAGAAUGUGGUCCAUCAACUGGAGCUCAUGACCGACCUUCUGGGAACGCCUUCACCAGAGUCGAUCGCCAAGGUUCGAAACGAGAAGGCACGGAGAUACCUUGGGAGCAUGCGGAAGAAGCAACCAAUGCCAUUGUCGGCGAAGUGCCCGAACGCGGACCCGCUUGCUGUGAAGCUGAUGGAGAAGAUGCUCGCAUUCGACCCAACACACAGGCCGACUGCAGAGGAGGCUCUUGCUGACCCUUAUUUCAAGGGCCUGGCCAAGGUUGAAAGAGAACCUGCGGCUCAACCCAUCACCAAGGUGGAAUUUGAGUUUGAGAGGCGAAGACUGAACAUGGACGAUGUCAGAGAGCUCAUCUACCGCGAGAUUCUGGAGUAUCAUCCUCAGAUGCUGAAGGACUUCCUCAACGGGACGGACCCCGGGAACUUUCUGUAUCCAAGUGUCCCCUCCGCCCUUCAUCCAUUCCCCCUCUCCACUCUUCAGUGUCAUUACCCAUCCCCUCUCAUCAUUGCUAAUCCCGCUCUCAAUCUUCAGUGUCAUUUUCCCUCCCCGCUCUUCAUCCGUUCCCCCUUUCCACUCUUCAGUGUCAUUCCCCCUCCCCUCUCUUCAUUGCCAUUCCCUGUAACCACUUUUUAG
This is a messenger RNA of Closterium sp. Naga37s-1, 902 nucleotides long. Lineage: Eukaryota; Viridiplantae; Streptophyta; Zygnematophyceae; Desmidiales; Closteriaceae. The record is from the annotation of a GenBank genome assembly.